AUUUCUUUUUUGGCGAUUAAUUUUGAUUCAUUUGUAAUGCAACAAUAAAAACAUAAAAGCGAAAAAACAUCAAUUUCUGUAAUUUUUUCUCUAACAACGAAAUGGGCGAAAAGAACAAAAUGGAUUACGAUAUUGACCAUAUUGAACUUGAGACGACUCUUAAGAGUAUUCGUAAAGAAAAACAUGAUAUAGAUAAUGAUCCAACGCCGCUUAUCAGUGCUGCUCCUAUUGGGGAUGGGGAUGAUGACCUUCUUCAUUGGGAAGCUGCAAUUAUCGGUCCCCCUAACUCUCCGUAUUCGAGUGGUGUAUUUUUCCUUGAUAUUCAUUUCCCCAUAGGUUAUCCAUUGAAACCGCCAACGGUAAUCUUUAAAACAAAAGUUUAUCAUCCAAAUAUCAACGGUGAUGGAUGUAUAGGUCUAGACUGCCUAGGUCCUCUAUGGUCACCAGUAUUAACCAUUUCAAAAUUGUUAUUAUCAAUUUGUUCAUUGUUGACUGAUCCAAAUCCAGAAAUUACGUUUGACUCCGAAAUUGCUCACAUAUAUAAAACUGAUCGCUCUCGUUAUGAAGAUAUUGCAUGGGAAUGGACAUGCAAAUACGCCAGUGAUUAUAAUUAAUUUAGUGUAUCUUUUUGAAUAUUUAUAUAUUUUUUUUUAUAUAAUUAAUUAUAGUAAUAAAACCAAAUACGUAAAUAGUUGUC
This is a messenger RNA of Rhizophagus irregularis DAOM 181602=DAOM 197198, 697 nucleotides long. Its product is annotated as Ubiquitin-conjugating enzyme E2 4. Gene Ontology annotation, biological process: protein polyubiquitination. Gene Ontology annotation, cellular component: nucleus. NCBI's taxonomy places the organism in Eukaryota, Fungi, Glomeromycota, Glomeromycetes, Glomerales, Glomeraceae. The record is from RefSeq and is a predicted model, not a curated record. Gene Ontology annotation, molecular function: ubiquitin conjugating enzyme activity.